AUGCAUCUGGGCAUGACCGGCUGGAUCAAGUUCAAGAACGAUGAUACGAGUCAUUAUUAUCGUAAACCGGACGAUGAGAACAAACCUCAGGAAUGGCCGCCGAGAUUCUGGAAGUUCAUCUUGCAGCUGGAGGAUGAUAGUAAUGAGAUUGCGUUUGUGGAUCCAAGAAGACUGGCUCGUAUCAGAGUUGUGGAAGCAGAGGCCAAGGAACUGCGCAAUACCACACCGCUAAAGGAAAAUGGACCCGACCCGGUCAUCGACAAGGAUAUCCUGACGGAAGCUUGGCUGGAGGAGAAAUUGAAGAGCAAGAAAGUGCCUGUCAAAGCACUGAUGCUUGAUCAAGCCAACAUCUCUGGUAUAGGCAACUGGGUCGCUGACGAGAUCUUGUAUCAGGCGAGGAUCCACCCUGAGCAGUACAGCUAUACCUUCUCAUCUGCUCAAACUGCAGCAUUGCACAAAGCGAUGAUGGAUGUUUGCGGUACUGCGGUUGGUGUACUGGCGGACAGCAGUCAGUUUCCAGAGACUUGGCUGAUGAGAUAUCGCUGGGACAAAGGCAAGAAAGACAAGAACGUGUUGCCCAACGGCGACAAGAUUGUGCAUCUGAAGGUUGGAGGCAGGACUUCCGCCAUCGUGCCGAGGGUGCAGAAGAAGACUGGGAAAGUGGCUGGAGAUGUGGGAUCUGCGGAUGAAGUGUCGGAGGGUGCAGCAGAAUCGCAAGAAGAAUCGACAUCAGACGUGCCAAGGAUAAAAUCUCAUCCCAAGAUGUCAAAGGCAAAGGCAAAGGCAAAGAAGCUACAAAUUGCCGACGACAUUGCGGUCGCUGAAGAAGCUAAAUCCAAGCGCACUCGAACAACAAAGCGAAAGGCCGAGCCUGAAAACGAGGAUGCAGACGCAGGUGUCAAGGAAGAGGAACAAGAAGAUGUCAAGCCGAGCAAGAAGAGACAGACCAAGACAAGUCAAGCAAACGGUAGCAAGACAACAAAACCCAAAACCGCAAAGAAGGAAGUCAAGACCGAAGAUGCUAUUGCUGAAGAAGGAACAAGAAGAUCAGGCCGCCUAUCAGGAAAAGGCGUCUGA
This is a messenger RNA of Aureobasidium vineae, 1077 nucleotides long. Lineage: Eukaryota; Fungi; Ascomycota; Dothideomycetes; Dothideales; Saccotheciaceae. The record is from the annotation of a GenBank genome assembly.